GUCAGAUACUGUUGUUGCCCUGCAGAGCAGCCCCACACAAUCUCAUAGUGCUUAUGGACCCCCGCCUAGCUCGUCCAUUGCAAUAUAUGUAUUGCGUUUUUGAACGUGUGUUACAGCAUGCAGGUGCUUCAUUAUCGGACGUAGUGAUGCAUUUCGAGUGCAUACUUGGCCACGCCGCCUGCCGCCACAUAGCACCAUACCCCGAACCCGCAAAAACCUGGCUGUAUGGGCCGAGAAGGAAGUACUGUGCGUCAUGAGCCAGUUUCUCCUCCUGGUCUUCGCAAGGUUUUCACUGAAUAACCUUUCACGAGGUACGAUAGAGCGAUCGGAGUCAUGCAGGGAGUGUUAUCGUGAUAUUGUUAAUAGAGUGCUGCCAUCGCCCAUAUGCUCCAAUCACUUCCUGUGCAAGCACGGCUUUGAAACCUUGAAGCUGUGGUCAUUUUAUGUCGACCCGGAAGGGUCCAUAGGAACUGUCGAAUCAGCCUGAGCACACCUACAGGAGGGGAG
Molecule: messenger RNA, 507 nt
Organism: Pisolithus orientalis
Lineage: Eukaryota; Fungi; Basidiomycota; Agaricomycetes; Boletales; Pisolithaceae
Exons: 3
Coding region: 254-487 (77 amino acids)
Source: RefSeq, a predicted model, not a curated record